Lepisosteus oculatus (spotted gar) is the source of this 2444-nucleotide messenger RNA. The record is from RefSeq and is a predicted model, not a curated record. NCBI's taxonomy places the organism in Eukaryota, Metazoa, Chordata, Actinopteri, Semionotiformes, Lepisosteidae.
AUGCCCCAGAGCACCAACUCACAUGAGAGCUUUCGCCACAGACAGGUGCUCUGCAUGUCCUGUCUCCUCAGGGAUCAGGGCGAGCAGGGCAUGGCCACCAGCCCCUGCUGCUACAACACCCCCCGCUGUGCUGCAAUACAGCUCUGGAAAAGUGUGAUGGCUUCAGCUUUGGGCUGGACUCUUGCAGCAUUUUUGUUAAUGGACACUAUGGCCUUCUUUCCUGUUCCAAUCCCACUUGUAGUCAAAUCAACAACUCAUGCAGACGUCACACGGAGAGCCAUCCUGCGCAAGACAGCUGAGGUCUGCAGGGACCUGGCCCAGGCACAAGGCAGGGACUUCAUCCUGCUGAUUGAUGACAAUAUCACCCCGAAGCAAGUGAUCCAGGCACACUAUAACUUGAUAAAUGAGAAGGUGUCUUCAGAAACAUUUGAGGAAGCUAUCCAAUCGAUUGUUUUAAGCAAUGCCCGGGUGGAUCUGGAGCACAUGUCAAACGAAGAGUAUCAUUUUGACAAUGAGUCCUUUCUGAAGGGAAAAAAUCUCAUUACUGCUGGGCUAGCCUGUGUGAAAGCCAACAUUAGGCAGCAGAACUUCUAUACAGCAAGAAAGAUUCUGGGGCAAAUUUUCCAUACUCUGCAGGAUUUCUACACCCACAGUAAUUGGAUUGAGCUGGGAUACAAGACUCCUUUUUCAAACUUGAUCCAACCAAGUAUCUUGAUAAAAAAUGUUGCAGCUAAAGGUGAGCCAACAUGCAGUGACUGUGCUAAGGGGACAUGUCCAACCAACAUCCUCGAGAGUAUAUUACAAAGAAAGAAGCUCACGUCGGGGUAUUAUGAUCUCAAUCCUUGGGCAUCAAAGCCAAAAGGGAAGUGUAGCCAUGGCGGUUUGUCUGACUUUACUAGCGAUGAUAUCCCCCGUGGAGGUAUCAAUAAGGAUACUUACAGUUCAGAUCAUGGCACUCUGCAUGAAAUCGCAGCACAGAUAGCCACCACAGCUACUAUGGAACUGCUGCAGGACAUCCGCAAUGCAGCUGGAGAUGAUGAGUUUCUAUGGUUGAUGGGAAUUUAUCGUCCUUUUGUGCUCUGUUUUGUCAUUGACACCACAAGCAGUAUGUCUGAUAGCAUAGAAGAAGCAAAGAGAAGAUUCAUCUCCAUUAUAGACACAAAACGUGGAACCCCCAGUGAACCCUCUGCUUAUAUUCUGGUGCCCUUUAAUGAUCCCGGUUAUGGACCAGUGACAAGGACAAAGGACCCAGAAGUUUUCAAAAAGAAAAUCAAUGCUCUCAGUGCCAGGGGAGGAGGUGAUGAGCCAGAGAUGUGUCUGUCUGCCCUUCAGCUGGCCCUCACCAGUGCCCCCCCUUCCUCAGAGAUCUACGUGUUCACUGAUGCCUCAGCUAAGGACUCCUACCUGAAGAGCACCAUCAUUGCACUGAUUGAGAGCACCAAAUCUGUGGUCAGCUUCUUGCUCACAGCCAGCCUGUCAUGGCGGCGACAGAGGAGCAGCAGUGGUCAGAAACACGGGCAGCUGGUUGCUGGUCGAACCUCUCAAGAUGCAGCCCUGCUGUACCAGGACCUGGCACAGACAUCAGGGGGGCAGGCAGUACGCGUCAGCAAAGUUCACGGUCGGAUGUCAGAGGCCUCUGCUAUCAUUUCCUCCAGUGCUGCUAUGGUGACACUGUUCCAGUCUGUGAGUGAUCCAGGAAAAACAGAGGAAAUAUUUUCAUUCUAUGUUGACCCCUCAGUCAGUAACCUCACUCUCUACAUCACAGGGAGCUUCCUCAACUUCAAACUGCAAAGCCCUGCAGGUUUAUCUCAGACCAGUUCUGUGAUAGAAGGACCUUUAGGCAGGGUGCAUGCUGUGGGAAAUUUAUACACUGUGUACCUGGAGAACCAGACUGGACUGUGGGAGAUCAAUGUCACAUCCUCAAGGCCCUGCACCAUCAAAGUCACAGGUCAGAGUGUCAUCGGUUUCCUGUAUUCCUUUGUGCAGCUCUUUCAGGGACCUCACCCUGGCUUGGCAUUGAUCGAGGGGCGCCCCCAAGUUGGCAAGAAUGCCACUCUGUUAGUGUCAGUAACGGGCUCCGAGUCUUUGAGAGUGACAGAGGUCUCUCUGGUGUCGGCUUCUGGUUCAAGAGUGCAGAGGGGCAGUGUUACUCCAUUGGACAGGAAUGACAGGAGAGAAUAUCUGGUGUCAGUACCCAGUGUACCUGCAGGGCAGUUCAGUGUCUUACUGAUUGGGGUGGACAAUACUUCAUCCACACCCUUCCAGAGGCAAUCCAACACUCACUUCACAUCCACCAGCAUUGAGGUCAAGGCUCAGGCCAACACAAUUCUGGAGCCUGGAAAAGAUUUCAUCAUCCCCUUCACUGUAGCAACCAAUGGGAUGGGAGAAACAUACACCAUCAAUGCACGAGAUGACAAGGGAUUCAUCAAAGCAUUCACAGACAA